CUCGAAGAAGACCUGUUCUUCCGGGAAAAUGGCGACUCCCGCUCGUGCCCCGGAGUCCCCGCCGGUCGCGGAUCCGGCGCUAGCCGCGGGGGCUGCUGAGGAAUCCGAGUGCCCGCCGCCUCGCCAGCCUCAGCCCCCGCAGAAUGUCCUCGCUGGCCCGCGGCUUCGAGCCCCAAGCUCCCGAGGACUUGGGGCGGCGGAGUUUGGCGGAGCUGCAGGAGAUGUUGAAGCGCCAGGAGAGACUUUUGCGCAACGAAAAAUUCAUUUGCAAAUUGCCCGACAGAGGUAAAAAGAUCUUAGACUCUUUUGCCAAACUGAAAGCUGCCAUUGCAGAACGUGAAGAAGUUAGAGGAAAACCUGAACUGUUUCAUCCUGUUAGUUUAGACUGUAAGCUAAGGCAAAAAGCAAUUGCAGUUGUUGAUGUGGACACAGAUAAGGCCCAGAAUUCUGACCAGAUACUUGAUACUUCGUCUCCAGUUUGUGGCUGUUCCUCUGUAAGUAACUUCAAGUCGUCUGAAACAACCUCACAACCACAUCCUACUCACAAAGGCGAUGAAGAGGCUCCCAAGGUUGAGGACACAGUGAGCAAGUGCCCGGUUCCCAGUAGCAGAGCGAGUGUGCCUUCCUCUUCUGAAGCUGGUGAGCGUCUCCCUCAGCGUCGUGUUUCAAGUCAGGCAGAAGAUCAUUCCAGCAGCUCGGACAACCUGUUUAUUGAUAGGUUACAAAGGAUCACAAUUGCGGACCCAGGUGAACAGCAUUCAGAACAGGACAGGAGUGCUGAGAACUUGGCAGGGCUUUGUCGUGGGGCACAGAAGAAGCCUCAUUACAUGGAAGUGCUAGAAAUUCGAGCCAAGAACCCAGUGCCCCCACCACAUAAAUUUAAAACUAAUGUAUUACCUUCACAACAAAAUGAUUCAUCUAGUCAUUGGCAGAGAACAGGGUCUCCCAUUUCCUUGGAAGAAAGGCGGCUCAGGGAUAAGAAGCAUCUUGAUGACAUCACAGCAGCUCGGCUCCUGCCACUUCACCAUAUGCCCACACAGCUGCUCUCCCUGGAAGAAUCUGUGGCACUUCAGAAACAGCAGAAACAGAAUUAUGAGGAGAUGCAAGCCAAGCUCGCGGCACAGAAGUUAGCUGAAAGGCUCAAUGUAAAGAUGCAGAGCUAUAAUCCGGAAGGGGAGACUUCGAGGAAGUACCGAGAAGUAAGGGAUGAAGAUGAUGAUCAGUCCUCUGGUGAGGAGUUCUGAAGACGGGCAUUGGGAUAAUGCCUGAAUCUCUGUCUGCUGAGAUGUCAUGGUCACAUCAGACUUCCUAACAAGUAUCAAGAUCAGUGUCAGGCAUUGUUGAGGGAAGGAAUUUUAUAAAGUUACACAAAGGUAGCUAUUAAAAGAGCCCAGUUUGUCUUUCAGGAGAGGACUUUGAUGUGCUUAAGAAGUUUAAUAUUUGAAUAUUGUGUUUGACCAUAUUGUAUUAAAGUUCUGCAGUAUGCUGU
Molecule: messenger RNA, 1489 nt
Organism: Prionailurus viverrinus (fishing cat)
Lineage: Eukaryota; Metazoa; Chordata; Mammalia; Carnivora; Felidae
Gene: POLR2M
Product: RNA polymerase II subunit M
Exons: 4
Coding region: 144-1244 (366 amino acids)
Biological process (GO): maintenance of ER location; intracellular signal transduction; transcription elongation by RNA polymerase II
Cellular component (GO): intracellular anatomical structure; nuclear envelope; nucleus
Molecular function (GO): transcription elongation factor activity
Source: RefSeq, a predicted model, not a curated record